Molecule: messenger RNA, 969 nt
Organism: Cavia porcellus (domestic guinea pig)
Lineage: Eukaryota; Metazoa; Chordata; Mammalia; Rodentia; Caviidae
Product: olfactory receptor 5K1
Exons: 1
Coding region: 1-969 (322 amino acids)
Biological process (GO): G protein-coupled receptor signaling pathway
Cellular component (GO): membrane
Molecular function (GO): odorant binding; olfactory receptor activity; G protein-coupled receptor activity
Source: RefSeq, a predicted model, not a curated record
AUGAUUGCAGAAAACCAUACCUUGAAAAGUGAGUUUAUCCUCACAGGAUUUGCAGAUCACUCAGAUCUGAAAGCCCUUCUGUUUGUGGUCUUCUUUACCAUCUAUCUGAUCACUAUGGCUGGGAAUAUUGGCCUGGUGAUACUGAUUACAAAAGAACAGAGUCUUCACACGCCUAUGUACAUCUUCCUGGGUAACCUGGCCUUCGUGGACUCUUGUUGUGCUUGUGCUAUUACUCCUAAGAUGUUAGAGAACUUCUUUUCUCAAGACAGAAGGGUUUCUCUCUAUGAAUGUAUGGCACAAUUUUACUUUCUUUGUACUGUUGAAACUGAAGACUGCUUUCUUCUGGCAGCAAUGGCCUAUGACCGCUAUGUGGCCAUAUGCUGCCCACUGAAUUACCACACAAUGAUGUCAAAGAGGCUCUGCAUUCAGAUGACAACAGGAGCCUUCAUAGCUGGAAACCUGCACUCCAUGAUUCAUGUAGGUCUUCUGUUUAGAUUAGCUUUCUGUGGGUCUAAUCACAUCAACCACUUUUACUGUGAUAUUCUUCCUUUGUACAGACUUUCCUGCAUUGAUCCUUACAUCAAUGAACUGAUACUAUUUGUCUUUUCAGGUUCAAUUCAAGUCUUCACAAUAGGUAGUGUCUUAAUAUCUUACCUCUAUAUUCUUUUCACAAUUUUCAAAAUGAAAUCUAAUGAAGGAAGGAGCCGGGCUUUUUCCACUUGUGCAUCUCACUUUGUAUCUAUUUCAUUAUUCUAUGGAUCUCUUUUCUUCAUGUACAUUAGACCAAAUUUGCUUGAAGAAGGAGAUAAAGAUAUACCGGCUGCUAUUUUGUUUACAACAGUAGUUCCCUUACUAAAUCCUUUCAUAUAUAGCCUGAGAAAUAAGGAAGUAAAAAGUGCCCUGCAAAAAAUUCUGGCUAAAAAAGUAAUCUCAACAAAUUUUAAACAAACAUCAUCUACAAUAGCUUAA